AUGCCACCAGCGAUCCCCCAAACACCUCACAAGGACGACCUGGAAGAAACUUGGUCGUUCUUGGAGAGUGGUAUCAACAGCGUGAUGCACAAGCUGGAGGAUGGCGUGGAUAUGAAACAUUACAUGGCUCUUUACACGGCCGUCCACAACUUUUGCACAUCACAGAAAGCCGUCGUUAGUAACCAAGGCCUACAAGCCCACCGUGGAGGUUCGUCCGCGAUCACGCAUUCCCAUCUCCAAAAUGCCCAAUCCCAGGAAAAAGAAAACAAAUCGCUAAUGCUCGGUCCCCUAACCACAGCGCACUUGCUGGGCGAGGAACUCUACAAAUUACUGGGCGAAUACCUUUCCCGUCACCUGGAGGAAGUUCACCAAAAGUCAACUGCGCAUACAGAGGAAGCUCUUCUCGGAUUCUAUAUUCGCGAAUGGACUCGCUAUACGACUGCCGCCAAGUACAUCAACCAUCUCUUUAGUUACCUCAACCGACACUGGGUCAAGCGCGAGAUCGAUGAAGGAAAGAAGAAUGUGUAUGAUGUCUACACACUUCACCUGGUUAAGUGGAAAGAUGACUUCUUUGAGCAUGUGCACUCUAAGGUAAUGGAUUCGGUGCUGAGUUUGAUUGAGAAGCAGCGAAACGGCGAAACCAUCGAACAGUCCCAGAUCAAGAGCAUUGUCGACUCAUUCGUUUCCUUGGGACUAGAUGAGAAUGACAGCAAAAAGUCCACCCUCGAGGUCUACCGACACUACUUCCAACAGCCGUUUAUCGAUGCUACCAGGAAGUACUAUGAGAAUGAGUCACGUCAAUUCGUUGCAGAAAAUAGUGUUGUGGAAUACAUGAAGAAGGCGGAGGCUCGUCUAGAUGAGGAGAAGGCCCGUGUUGGUCUGUAUCUUCACUCUGAUGUCACCAAAAGCCUUACAGAGACUUGCCUGGACGUCCUCGUUACUGCUCAUUCUAACCUUCUACGCGACGAAUUUCAAGUCUUGCUUAAUAAUGAACGUCAGGAAGAUCUUGCUCGCAUGUACGGACUCCUGUCGCGCAUCAAGGAAGGAUUGGACCCAUUGCGCGGUAUCUUUGAGAAGCACGUCAAAAAGGCUGGUUUGGCUGCGGUCGAAAAGGUCAAUUCAGAGGGCGAAAAUUUCGAGCCCAAGCUUUAUGUGGACGCCUUGCUCCAGGUCCACUCUCGCUAUCAAAGCCUUGUCGAAGAUGCAUUCAACGGCGAGUCUGAAUUUGUUCGAUCGCUGGAUAAUGCUUGCCGCGAAUUUGUCAACCGCAAUUGCAUUGCCCAGUCGAACAAUACAAAGUCGCCCGAAUUGCUGGCAAAAUACACCGAUUCGUUACUGAAGAAGGGAUCCAAGGCUGCUGAGGAGUCGGAGCUCGAGGAGAUGCUUGUCCAGAUCAUGACCGUUUUCAAGUACAUCGAAGAUAAGGAUGUCUUCCAGAAGUUCUAUUCCAAGGCUCUCGCAAAGCGUCUGGUACAUGUCAGUUCUGUAUCCGACGACGCAGAGACAAGCAUGAUCAGCAAGCUCAAGGAAGCAUGUGGUUUCGAGUACACCAACAAGUUGCAGCGCAUGUUCCAAGACAUUCAGAUUUCCAAGGAUCUCAAUGCCAGCUACAAAGAUUGGCAAGAUAAGAAGUUCUACUUUGACAAGCAUAAUGGCCGUAAGCUGACAUGGCUGUGGCAGCUAUGCAAGGGUGAAAUGAAGGCAAACUACAUCAAAGGUGCCAAGGUUCCUUACACAUUCCAAGUUUCCACUUUCCAAAUGGCCAUUCUCCUGCUCUUCAACGAGGCUGAGACCAUGUCCUACUCCGAUAUUGAAAAGGCCACCAACCUUACUCCCGAAGUUCUCGACCCCAAUCUCGCUAUUCUCCUGAAGGCCAAGGUGCUACUGGCAAGCCCCGAGGGUGGCAAGCCCGAUCCCUCAAUGUCCUUCACCCUUAACUACAACUUCAAAAGCAAGAAAGUCAAGGUCAACCUUAAUAUUCAGAUCAAGUCUGAGCAAAAGGUAGAGACCGAUGACACCCACAAGACCAUUGAGGAGGAUCGCAAGCUGUUGCUACAGUCUGCUAUCGUCCGUAUCAUGAAGUCUCGCAAGAAGAUGCGGCACGUCCAGCUCGUUCAAGAAGUCAUUAAUCAAGUCAAGUCGCGCUUCCCGCCUCACGUCACUGAUAUCAAAAGGAAUAUCGAGGCUCUCAUGGAGAAGGAUUACAUUGAACGUCUGGAAGGAGAAGAGAUUGCUUACAUCGCUUAA
This is a messenger RNA of Penicillium malachiteum, 2247 nucleotides long. RefSeq names its product cullin culA (gene culA). Gene Ontology annotation, molecular function: ubiquitin protein ligase binding. The record is from RefSeq and is a predicted model, not a curated record. The transcript has 6 exons. Gene Ontology annotation, cellular component: SCF ubiquitin ligase complex. Gene Ontology annotation, biological process: SCF-dependent proteasomal ubiquitin-dependent protein catabolic process; protein ubiquitination. NCBI's taxonomy places the organism in Eukaryota, Fungi, Ascomycota, Eurotiomycetes, Eurotiales, Aspergillaceae. The coding region runs from base 1 to 2247 and encodes 748 amino acids.